CUUUCUCUUUCAAUAUAGACGAGCAAGUGCUGCACGUGUGGUUUCUUAAUCUUCUCGGGUUAUUAUUCUCUUGUUUAAGUGCCCAACAGGUGCAUCUCACACUGUACUGAGUACUGGGACCAGAUAUGUUGAAAUGCUACCAAAACAACUACAUUGCCUGCUUUUUGUAGUAAUAGCUGGUGGGAUAAUUAUUUUCUGGUUGGUCUCUACACCUGCAUCUCUCCGUUUGCAGACCAAGCAAGCCAUGCUUAUGGAACCAGUGAGGACUGACGUGCUGACUGUAACCCCAUGGCUGGCUCCUAUUGUCUGGGAGGGGACCUUUGAUCCCCAGGUCAUAGAUGAGGCCUUCAGGUCCUACAACCUCACCAUUGCCACCACUGUGUUCGCUGUGGGAAAAUAUACUCGUUUUCUCCGUGACUUCUUAGAAUCAGCUGAGAAGCACUUCAUGGUGGGGCUGAAUGUGCAGUACUACGUGUUUACUGAUAUGCCAAGUCACGUUCCUAUCACCGUGACUCUGGGUGUCGGCAGACGACUCAACGUCGUGAAGGUGCCGAAGUUUGACCGCUGGCAGGAGAUAUCCCUCCGCCGCAUGGAACUCAUCCAGACUGCUAUAGAGGAAUACAUCCACCAGAGGGCGAACUACAUCUUCUGUCUUGACGUAGACAUGAUCUUCCAUGGCCGUGUGGGACCAGAGGCUCUGGGGAAACUGGUGGCUGCUAUACACCCCUGGUUCUACUGGGUACCCCGGAAUGAGUACCCCUAUGAGCGGAGGACAAUCUCCAAAGCCUACAUCCCCCAAGACCAUGGAGACUUCUACUACCAGGCCAACAUAUUUGGAGGAGCAGUGGAGGAUGUUCACAGACUGACCAAGACAUGUAGGGAACACCUGGAGAUGGAUAAGUCUGCUGGAGUGGAGGCUGUUUGGCAAGAGGAGAGUCAUCUGAACUGGUACCUGUGGAAGAACAAGCCCACCAAGCUGCUGUCACCUGAGUACGUCUGGGAUGACCUUAGAGGACAGGGCGCCAAGGAGAUUAAACUGGUCCGCUUCUCCUCCGUCAUCAAGAACAAGGCAGAGGUCAGGGAGAACCCUUGAGGGGAGAAGAGGAUGAGAAGAGAAGGAAAAGAGUGUACUUGUUUUUAUCAGAGCUGUGUGAUGUAGUGGAGGAAAAGACAAACCCCUAAUCAGAUUGUGCCUUCACCAUAGCGAUAUGGUGAAAACAAGUUGAAUUUGAUCAACAAAAAGGUUUGUCUUUACAAUAAAUUGACAUGUAUUGUAAAAAAAGUAUUAGGAUAAUAUCCUGCUGUUUCAGCCUCUUAAUAUAAUACCUGGCAUGCUGUCAUCCUUCAAUGCAGUUCUUUAAUGUGUUGCUAUCUCUAUGUUCUGGUUACAUCCGAAAUAGACCUCUAGAACUCUUGAUACAAAUGAGCGCACUUUAGGGACAAAUGUGACACACAAACCUUAAAGUGAAGAAGUGCCAGCAUGGACGAAUGCACUUCCUUCUCAAUUGUCGAGUCCGGAGCAGCUAGAUAAACAGGGCCGUCAUCUCUUCAAAAGCCGUCUGAUAGACUAGGCUCUGCCAUAAAGUGACUUUGGUACUGGUGAAAUAUACACAAGACAACACUGACCCUGGUCUGGCAAUGACGCGGCUAAACGUGAAGCAACGUCUUUAUGAUCUAUCGAACUAGUUGUCUUUUUCACCUUGUGUAUGGAAACAGUAGAAAGUUGCAGUCUAUGAUACAUUUGUUUCAGUUUUUCAGACCUGGUAAUUCCUUCUCAGCAACCUCAAACAAGACACCCCUAUUCUGGGUAAGUGUGUCCCAAAUUUUUUAUGAUACAUAAAAUUCUUCCUCUAGAUCCAAGUCUUUUUCAUAUUCAAAGCACUUGUAAACCAGUUUAAACAUACACUGCAACAUUUUUAGAGCACCUUGAGGUAGUGAACUGAAGGAAACUCAAACGUGAGCAUUGCGUAACUCACUGGCUGCAAUAUCUGUCUUGAUGCAUCGUCAGUAGUGUUCUUUAUUGUAAAUAACGGCAGGAAUAUUAUGAUUAAAAUAUGAUGUAGAGCAGUCGAAAACAAAUAUUAAGAUGAUGUCAGACAACAGUGUUGGAGAUUUAUGUUGAUUUGUAUUUUGAAUGUUUAUAUUGUGUACUAUUGAAUGUAUGCAGACUAUACAGCCAUAACAUUUUGACCACUGACAGGUGAAAUGAAUAACACUGAUGUUGUUAUCAUGACACCUGUCAGUGG
Molecule: messenger RNA, 2246 nt
Organism: Esox lucius (northern pike)
Lineage: Eukaryota; Metazoa; Chordata; Actinopteri; Esociformes; Esocidae
Product: globoside alpha-1,3-N-acetylgalactosaminyltransferase 1-like
Exons: 10
Coding region: 134-1093 (319 amino acids)
Biological process (GO): carbohydrate metabolic process
Cellular component (GO): vesicle; Golgi apparatus; membrane
Molecular function (GO): hexosyltransferase activity
Source: RefSeq, a predicted model, not a curated record